Messenger RNA from Phascolarctos cinereus (koala), 1660 nucleotides. RefSeq names its product aquaporin 9 (gene AQP9). Gene Ontology annotation, biological process: water transport; glycerol transmembrane transport. Lineage: Eukaryota; Metazoa; Chordata; Mammalia; Diprotodontia; Phascolarctidae. Gene Ontology annotation, molecular function: water channel activity; glycerol channel activity; urea transmembrane transporter activity. The record is from RefSeq and is a predicted model, not a curated record. Gene Ontology annotation, cellular component: basolateral plasma membrane; plasma membrane.
AAAUUACCUUGAAAAUUAAGGUAAUGAUUAAUCCAUCAGGCUCAAAAGGAAUUAGUUUUGAGAACUGAGGUUCCAAUUUGUGAACAUAAACAAACAGCUGAAAAUAGGGGAUGAAAACCUCACCAGAUGAAGUAUUAGGUCACAGCGAGUUGGUGGGUCCAUGUUUGUACAGUAGGAGAAUUCUGUCGGCUGUCUCUGUGAAUCUGUAAGCAGAUGUCAAAAUCUCCAGGUUCCAUGUGUCAGUGAAGUCAUAAGUCCAACUGCUGCAAGGAUCAUCCAUUCUAACCUUAACUGAGGAGUAUUAACUGAACUGAAGAGUGUCACCAGAACUCUGACUGACAAGCAUUACCUACUCUUUCCAGGAUUUGUGGCUGCAUGAUUCAGGCUAUGGACAGAAAGACCGAAAAAACCUUCAAAGAGAAAAUCAUCCUGAAGAACUCAUUGGCCAAAGAAGUGAUUGGAGAAUUCCUGGGGACAUUCACAUUGGUUGUCCUUGGAUGUGGCUCUGUAGCCCAAGCCGUCCUUAGCCGAGGGGCUUCAGGUGGAAUUGUGACCAUAAAUAUUGGCUUUUCUGCGGCUGUUGCAAUGGCUGUUUAUGUGACAGGAGGCAUCUCUGGUGGUCACAUUAACCCAGCAGUGUCCUUUGCUAUGUGUCUCUAUGGACGGAUGAAAUGGUUCAAAUUCCCUUUCUAUGCGGGGGCCCAGUUCCUGGGAGCUUUUCUAGGGGCUGCAGCCCUCUUUGGAGUUUACCAUGACGCACUUAGGUCCUUUGCUGAGGGAAAACUGAUCGUCACAGGAGAAAAUGCAACAGCCCAUAUUUUUGCAACUUAUCCAAUUAAAUACCUGACUGUAACAAAUGAAAUUGCAGACCAAGUGAUGUCUUCCGCAUUCCUUCUCCUGGUAGUAUUUGCCGUUUUUGAUGAGAAAAACUGGAGGGUCCCCAAGGGCCUAGAACCCAUUGUCCUUGGCCUACUGAUCCUUGUUUCUUCCUCAUUGGGAAUGAACAGUGGUUGUGCCAUGAAUCCAGCUAGAGACCUGGGUCCCAGAGUAUUCACAGCUCUGGCAGGGUGGGGGCUUGAAGUCUUCACAGCUGGAAGUUACUUCUGGUGGAUCCCAGUCGUGGGGCCUUUCCUUGGUGGCGCCUUAGGAGGCUUCAUCUAUAUUUACGGCAUUGAAAUCCACCAUACAGACCCAGACUCAGAUGAAAAGAGGAAACAAGUGGAGGAGAAACAUGAACUUAGUGUGAUAAUGUAAUAGCGUGCCCCACCCUGGGUUGUACAGUUGAUUGCAGCCAAGGGUCUAUAACUGUGUCUAUUCACUAAAAGUACAAAUUUAAUGAAGUUGUAAGACUGAAAGCUAGGGGAAAAUCCAUUUACUUGUACUGGGCCCAAUGGGAUAUAUGCUCCACUGAAAAGCAGUAGAAGUUGGGAUGGAGGCUGUUACCUUUGGCUCUGCAGGUUCGGUGUUCCCCUAGGAGAGCACUUGUGAUGGAAUCUUCUAACAGAGCAGAAUUUUUCCCCCUACCUUGUGGUUUCAUCCUUGUGAUGUUAGCCCUUUGGGGUAGGAUGCUUGAUUACUGACAUGCUCACUUGGAUUUAUCCCAGCUGCAUUAUCUAUAAAGAAAUAUUUCAUUCAGUGCCAUCAUGCACCAGACCUUUUA